UGCACACACUCUCUGCAGGCACGCUCAUGCUGCUGGGAUUCCAAACAUGGCAACGAUGAGAAACUUUGUUUUAAUUUGCACCCUGGCAGCCCUGUCAGCAGCUGAGGCAGGAUUAUUGAGAGAAAAAAGAGGGCAUACUUUUCCUCUCUUUUCUUCCUCCCACUCAACAUCGUCCUCUUCGUCUUCGUCUUCAUACUCCUCCUCCUUUGAAAGUGCAGGUAGGAUCUGUCUUAAUGGAGGCAGCUCUGUCCCGUCCCUGACUUCUGGUGAACACAUGUUCUGUUUGUGUGCCGAAGGUUUUGAGGGGAGACAAUGUGAAAAAGUGAAAGCCGGUCAGUGCUUCGAGGGGGUGGGUCUGUACUACAGAGGAACCGUGGCCAAAUCAAAGAGCGGACGCACAUGUGAGGAGUGGGAUUCAGACACCAGGGAGCUCUACCUGUCAAUAGAUCUCAAGUCAGGGAGGCACAACUACUGCAGGAAUCUGCACUACAAGCGGCGUCCGUGGUGUUUUGUGUGGAAGAACCUGCAGCUGGUGUGGGAGUACUGUGCUGUCCCCCGCUGUAGCUCUGACUCAUUCCCAGAUCCACCCACUGCACCCACUGAGCCUGAGCCAGCUGCAGAGUCCACAUGUGGCCAGCGCUCCAGGAGAAAGCAGACGAAGAUCGUGGGAGGAACAGUUGCCACCGUGGAAUCCCACCCGUGGGUUGCUGCCAUAUUUUGGCGCAGCAAGUCCAAGGAGAAGGUUUUCCGCUGCGGGGGGAGUCUGAUCUCAGCCUGCUGGGUGCUCACAGCUGCUCACUGCUUCCCCGACGGCUCCCUAACCAAAGCGAGGCGCUUCUCUGUCAUCCUGGGGAAAAAUAUGAUGAAUGAGAGCGACCCGACAGUGGAGCAAACAUUCAGGGUGGAGGAAAUCAUCCUCCAUGACGGGUUUGUCCAAAAUGGAGAGAGUUUUAACAACGACAUCGCUCUGCUGAAGCUGAGGGCCAGGAGUGGGCAGUGUGCAGAGGAGAGCAGCUCAGUGAAGAGCGUGUGUCUGCCGCCGCCUCAGCAGAACCUCCAGCCUGGAGUCUCCUGUGAGAUUGCUGGAUAUGGGAAAGAGAAAUUUGGCUUGUGGUAUAAGUCUCAGUUUCUCAUAGAGGCUCAGGUGAACCUCAUCGCCGACGAUGUGUGUCGCAACUAUUAUGGGAACAUGAUCAGUGAUAACAUGUUUUGUGCGGGACGUCCCGACUGGAGCCAGGAUGCCUGUGAGGGAGACUCGGGGGGGCCUCUGGUGUGCGAGGUUGGCAGCACGCUCUUCCUGUUUGGAGUCAUCAGCUGGGGCGACGGCUGCGCACAGGAGAAUCGACCCGGCGUUUACACCACAGUGACCAACUACAACCAAUGGAUAGAAGAGAAGACGGGGCUGACCUCCAUCACUGCUGGCUCCAUGUUUCCUCAGAAAUGAAGACUAUUAUUAACUGUUAUUACUGCUGCUGUUUUCUAAUUUUCUUGGUGGUCUUUAAGGAUUCUUGCAGUAUUUCAUAUGUUUCCCAUUAAUAGAACCAAACCAACAAUUCAUUCAUUUGACUAGCUACUAUGGUUGAACUAAAGCCUUAGUUUUCUUAUUCCUCUGCGCAAUAGAGUGGUUUAGUAAUGAAUCAUAAAUCCUGGGAAAUCCUUUUUUUGGGAAGCUGUGGCAAGAAGCAAUAAGGUCUGUGGUUAACGUCUUGAUGUACGAAAUCUAAUAUGUCAGUAAAUACCCCACUUGGGAAUAUCCGAAGCUUAUAUGUGACAUGAAAACGGCGGUUGCUAACAACUUCAAGUGACUAAUUUAUACUGCUAAACGUCAUUAUGUGGAACAGUAGCCGUCUUUAGCUUAGCGGUGGGGGACACGCAGCCAUGCAACUCAGGUGUAGUUCAUUUAUAGCAUUACAUUAGCCUAAAGUUGUGUAGAGUUGGAAAUCCCAUUGGAUUUUUAAUCAAGGCAGCACAUGCAAUGGUAACUUCCGGGUUGGCUGCAAACAUAUGUCAUCAUAGCAGCACUCCAUUGUUGUUCCAAAACUAUUAACAACACUAAACACUCCCACAUUUUUUCAUGUUCAAAAUUAUAUAUGACCUAAAAUUGUCUCAAUCGCGUUACCAUACCGACCCCUACGUUAUCCGAAUAUGUUAAAUAUCCACCAAACGCCUUUAAAGAGUUGAUUGAACACUUAGAGCCACUGUACAUGCACACGUCAUCAUCCAUAAUGGCAUCUGAUUAGCUUGUUUACUUCCAGCACAAAGCACUUAGGGAGACCAGGGACAGUUGUAACACGGGACAGUUGUAACGCCUUCAAUAUCUCCAAUCACAAACAAGCUAGAGUGAUGAAACUCACUCUGCACAUGCUCAGUUAGAGCCACGUUUAAAUCUGUCGCGAAAGGUAUCAGCAAAAGUGUGUUUCUGAGGUAAAACAUUAUCAAAAAUUAUAUGAUGUAUUUUUUGGAUACUGUCUUGAGGUCAAAUGUCUAGGAAUCCAAACUAGUAUUAUUAGAAUCACUGUUUUGUAAGCUAAACAUAUAACUAGCUAAAUAUGAGUCAAGCUAGCAAUCAGGGAGGUUCACAGGGGGUGAAAACAUGACUGGUGGUCCUGGGACGGUUGUAACACGGACCACCUGGGACGGUUGUAACACGGACCACCUGGGACGGUUGUAACAUGGCACAUUUACAAUGAUGGCUCAUUUGCUCGAAUGAUCAAUAUUGUUGAUUGGUGUGCAUUGUCCCUGUAAAAAUAAAAAUAAUCAAAUACUGUA
This is a messenger RNA of Trematomus bernacchii (emerald rockcod), 2769 nucleotides long. It is a transcript of the gene plaub, whose product is annotated as plasminogen activator, urokinase b. Gene Ontology annotation, molecular function: serine-type endopeptidase activity. The record is from RefSeq and is a predicted model, not a curated record. Gene Ontology annotation, biological process: plasminogen activation; regulation of cell adhesion mediated by integrin. The transcript is spliced from 11 exons. The coding region runs from base 47 to 1444 and encodes 465 amino acids. Lineage: Eukaryota; Metazoa; Chordata; Actinopteri; Perciformes; Nototheniidae.